AUGUCAAAACUAUCAAAUAUAGACUCGGUUGACACCAAAUAUUCCGACAUUGCUCAGGACUGGAACACUCCCAUUACUCAUUCAGGCCAGUGGUUCAAAGACAGUUUGGGUCGAACUUUGCUCAUGAGAGGUAUUAACGUUGGUGGCUCUUCCAAGUUACCUACUAGCCCUUAUGCUGGUUCCACUCAUCUAUACGACGAGGUCUUGUUUUGGGAUCAUCGUAAUGUCAGUUUUGUCGGAAGACCUUUUCCUUUGGAAGAAGCUCACGAACAUUUUAGUCGGUUGCGUGCCUGGGGUUUGACUUUAAUUCGCUUCUUGGUGCCUUGGGAGAGCAUUGAACAUUCAGGCCCAGGCUCAUAUGACGAAGAGUAUAUCACUUAUUUACGCUCAUUAAUCGAAAUCAUGCCUAAAUAUGGAUUAAAAUGUGUGAUUGAUCCUCAUCAAGAUACCUGGUCUAGAUUUUCGGGUGGCUCAGGAGCUCCAGGCUGGACAUUUGAAGUAGCAGGUCUUGAUAUCAAGGCAUUUAAAGAAACAGGUGCUGCCUAUGUUCAUAAUACAAAUGCUGUACCGGGAGAUCCUCUUCCCAUGGUCUGGCCUACCAACUAUACAAAACUUGCUUCAUGCACCAUGUUCACACUCUUUUUUGCAGGUGAUACAUUUGCACCCAACAGAAAAUACCAAGGAAAGUCUAUUCAGCAAUUCUUGAAUGAUAGUUUUGUCAAUGCCUAUCAGCACCUAGCCACACGAUUGGUAGAUUUAGACGCUGUUAUGGGUUUUGAGUUUAUGAAUGAGCCUCAUCCAGGUUACAUUGGUUUGAACCAAUUAGCUGAAUUUGAUCCUAUUGUCAAUUUGAUCUUUGGUGAUUCUCCCAGUCCUUUACAAUCCUUUGCUUUAGGCGAUGGUAUUCCACAAACGGUAGGUGUUUACAUAAAGUCAUGGCCAUUCCCCACCAAAAAGUCGCACGACCGUGUGAUCAAUGGAUCCAAAACCUCUGCAUGGUUGGAUAACAAAUGUAUCUGGAAAGAACAUGGUGUCUGGAAAACUGACGAGGUUACAAAUGAACCCGUCUUGCUCAACUCUGAUUAUUUCUCGGUUCAUCCAGUGACAGGUCAAAAGAUUUCGUUCUAUGAUGACUUUUAUGUGCCUUUGGUAAAUAGAUAUGUAAAAGCCAUUCAGAGCGUAAAGAAUGAUUGGUAUUGUUUGGUAGAGCCACUCGCGAAUGAGAGAGCACCUGUCUACAAGAAGGAUGAUCAUCACCACAAUGUGGUAUUCUCUCCUCACUGGUAUGACCUUAAUUGUGUCUUUUACAAAAAGUUCAAUGGAAAGAUUACACAUGAUGUUCAAUGCCUUCAACGUGGUGGUAAUGUAUUAACUGCUACAUACUUUGGCCGCAAUGGAGCAAAGAAGAAUUAUCGUGGACAAAUUCAAAACAUUAAGCAAGAUGGAUUACGAGAUAUGGGAGAGAAGCCAUGUAUUCUUGGUGAGGUUGGUAUUCCUAUGGAUCUAAAUGAUAAAAUGGCGUUUGAGGAUGAUGAUUAUACCAGCCAUGUGAAUUUUUUGGAUGCAGUAAUUUACGCUUUGGAAACCAAUUUAAUCAAUUUUACGCUCUGGAAUUACGAUGUAUGCAAUGAUCAUGAGUUUGGAGAUCAUUGGAACGGCGAAAACUUUUCGGUUUAUUCGGUUAAAAAGCAAAAAGAGGAUUAUAUGGAGCAUGAUGAUGGCAACAGUAAAUUAUCCAAAAAGCAUUUGUAUGAUGGUGGAAGAGUAUUAGAGGCUGUUCUGCGUCCUUAUGCUUCCAAAAUUGCUGGUACACCAACUGGAUCCGAAUUUGAUUUAGAUAAAACUCAAUACACCUUUUCAUUCACACCCUUUACACAAGAGCAACAGGAUAAAUUACAAGAAGAGGGAUAUGAUGUAUCAGAUAAAAUGGCAUGUACGACUGAAAUUUUUGUACCUUACUUUCAUUACGGUGGUAAGGCCUUAAAGAUCCAAGCUAAUUUGGGUGAAUGCGAAUAUAACGAAGAAAAGCAAACGCUGUACCACACCUUUGAUCGGUCAACUAUUGCAAAAGACGCAACCAUUACUAUUCAACUAGAGAUUUUGGAGAGUCAGGAAAAGUCUUCAUGCAGUGUCAUGUAG
Mucor mucedo is the source of this 2139-nucleotide messenger RNA. Its product is annotated as glycoside hydrolase superfamily. The transcript has 6 exons. Gene Ontology annotation, molecular function: beta-glucosidase activity. NCBI's taxonomy places the organism in Eukaryota, Fungi, Mucoromycota, Mucoromycetes, Mucorales, Mucoraceae. The coding region runs from base 1 to 2139 and encodes 712 amino acids. The record is from RefSeq and is a predicted model, not a curated record.